CCUCUGCCACUCCUGACACAUCUACCGCUCUGUGGACUGCUGCUGGUCUCUGAUUUUCCUCUCUACGGAAUUAACCACCUCUAAAGCAUCAACCAUGAGCCAGCUAGAGACAGCCAUGGCCCUGCUGAUGCAGACCUUCGAUAAAUAUGCUGCCGGCCAGGGCAAACCGGACACUCUAACGCAAGCAGAGGCCAAGACUUUGCUGGAGAAAGAGCUGCCUGGCUUGAUCAAGGCAGCAAAGAACCCAGGGGAAGUGGACAAGGUGUUGAAAGGUCUGGAUUUUAACGGAGACAAUGAGAUCGACUUCAGUGAAUUCGUGGUUUUGGUUGCUAGUCUCACCUGCGCCUGCCACGACCGCUGUCCAAAGAAGUGAGCAGGGGGUGCCACGCCUGCAAUGACAUGAAAUCCCUUUAGUGACUGUUCUCUGUAAGAACUGAAUAAAAAGAUGCAUUUACCCAGA
This is a messenger RNA of Larimichthys crocea (large yellow croaker), 460 nucleotides long. RefSeq names its product protein S100-P. Gene Ontology annotation, cellular component: extracellular exosome; cytoplasm. The transcript has 2 exons. Bases 95 to 373 code for a protein of 92 amino acids. Gene Ontology annotation, molecular function: calcium ion binding; calcium-dependent protein binding; transition metal ion binding. Lineage: Eukaryota; Metazoa; Chordata; Actinopteri; Sciaenidae. The record is from RefSeq and is a predicted model, not a curated record. Gene Ontology annotation, biological process: endothelial cell migration.